CCCCCCAGCCUUCACCCAUCCCAAAGACUGCUUAGCGCGGCAUCCUUGCGCUGACACGUAAUUUCUGGAGCUCUGUGUGUGUGUUUGUGUGUCCUCACUCAGGAAUGUGAAGCUCUGCUCGUUCUUAAAGGUCGAAAAGAAGAUUUUCUCCCCUUGUGCGAUCGUGAAAUCUCUCCGAUGUGGGAGAGAGACCAUCUCUAACCUGUCAGUAGAAGGAGGCGCUUCGAGGAACUCAGGACGGAGCGCAGGAUUUCUCCUCCAGAGGAGGAUUCUUUUUACAGGUAAACGGGACUACGUUUGUUUCACAGGGAGAACAGACGGCCAGGAGGGCGCUGACGGUUUGGGUUCGACAGAUUCGCGCUGUGAGACCGGAGGUGAGUUUAAAGACGGCUGCACUGCUGGAACGCACAGCGGGAAUCGCGCACUUUUCCCAGAGACGCGCGGGAUCACCGCCCGGUGCGUGCCACCUGUGCAGCUCAUGCGCAGACAGCAGCCAAACCACGCAUAUGUGCGCGCACAGCGGGUGAUUUCAUAAGAGGGAAAACACAAGAGUCUUCCCCGAAAGGUUCUGCAGACAGUAAUAACUCUGAGAGACGCAAUACUGAGUCUUCCAAAGCCAAAGAGAGGCGCACGCUUCCCACUGCUUCCAUUUGGCCCAGCCGAGCUCCGCUCCUCCGUUUUUAAACUCAGGUUGCCCACGAGGACAAAGUCGGCUCGGUGUUUCUUGUGGAUUCAUGAAUGCAACAUUUUGACUGGCUCUCGAGCUGCGCAGUCAUCACCAGCUCUCACAAACUUCUUCCAUUUCCAGCACUGUUUCCAUCAUCCCCCACCAGCUGAGCUUCAAACGCCGGGCUUCCAUUGGCUCUUACAUUGUGUGGUGCGUGCAGUGUCAAUAAGGAGACCUGAGGGUGUGCCACGGAAUAUAAAUAGUUGAACAAAGAGGCCGAAACCUGAGACCUGGUCUGAUUCUUCCCUCUGGUAACUCUAGAUGCUCAAACACUGAGAGGCGCACGAACAAACUGCUGCUGAUGUGAGCUUUUUCCUGUUGUUGAACAAGGAGCAGAGCAAGAGGAGGACCCACCCACACCGCCCACCCCUCAGAUAAACAGGAGGCGACUUUUAGUCACAGUUGGGACGUCUUUGGUGUGUUUAUGCUCUGAGGGUUUCCAGAUCUGUCCUGUCUGUGUAUGUGUGUGUGUCUGUGUGUGCACUGUUGAGAGACGCCACCACCCCUCUGUCCUCCGUCAGGAUGUCCGCGGUGAUGGAGCUGCUGCUGCUGCUGCCUCUGGUCCUCCUGGCACUUGAAGCUCCGCUGUGCCACGGGGCCUGCGUGGAAGUGGACUCGGACACAGAGGCUGUUAUCAACGACGGCUUCAAGCUGGGCUGCAUCUACUGUAAGAUGAGAGGCGAGGUGGAUGCCACGGCCACCGUCAAAUGGUCCUUCAAAGGCUCAGGCGACAGCGACUUCUCAGAACUGUACAUUUAUGAGGAUGCACGCGGCAAGAUCAUUGACCCACGUUUCUACGAGCGUCUGGACUGGAACGGCAGCAAGCAUACCAUGGACCUGCAGGAUGGCUCCAUCUACAUCCUCAACGUGACCUACAAUGACACUGGAACCUACAAAUGCAAAUUUAGCCGGACCCUCAAAUACAGCAACUACGCCUACGAAAAGACCAAAGAGAAGAACAUCACCAUUAAUGUGGUUGCACGGCUUACCCGGGGAAUGGCGUCCAUCCUGUCUGAGGUGAUGAUGUACGUCUCCAUCAUCGGGCUGCAGUUCUGGCUCUUGGUUGAGAUGAUUUACUGCUACAGGAAGAUCUCGGCUGCAGGAGAGGAGGCUCUGAGAGAGAGCGCGGAGGAGUAUUUAGCUAUAGCAUCGGAAAGUAAAGAUAAUUGUGCAGGUGCACAAGUGGCAGAAUAGCACGGUUCGGGGAAACGUUCAAGGCGGCUUCUUUGAGGAGUUGCUCGUCCUCUUGUGUGCCCUCUCCUCCUCUCACCAUCCUCUCCACAAGCUGGAAACAUGGAACCACAGCGAGGAGAAAGAUCUUCAUGGAAAGUUUGUUUUUUUUCUAAAGUGACUUUCUGCAGCAGGAUGAAGGACAGACUUUCAGAGGGAACGCACGGAUGCAUCAGCUCUUUGUUAAGCUGGACAGAGGGAGGGAGUCAUGCUGUAUAUAGGUGUAUACGUCUGCACAGAACACAUGUAGGGUCUAUUAUACACUAUGUAUUCACUAACUGCAUGAUUACAAGCUUAUCAAGAAAUACUUCAUCACUCUCCAUGUGUUGGUGCCGGUGAGCGUUAAAAUCACUGGUUUCCUCUGCAGGUUCACUAAACUGUGGAGCCAAAUAAAAACUGUUUAUCAUCCUUAUCGAUAUAACCAUGAUAAUCAGUUUAUACCACAAAAUAAUGUAAAAUACAAAUAUAAGAGCUGGUCUAUCUUACGUGCAGCUCACUGUUCAUCAGCCGGAUAAAGUGUCCAAACACCUUUUACCCUGCAGCACGUGGAGUUAAUAGAGAGGAUUUUGUGACGGUUCUGAAAGUUUCCGAGCUCAUGAAACACGACAGCUUCACCUUUACACGCAGCAGGAAGGUGCAAACGUUACAGACAAAGAUGCACUCACAGGUUACAGUGGACAUAUUCUGCUUUUCCUUUUUCUCUGUCAUGUAUACUUUCCUACGAUGGCGUUCAAACCCUGAACUUUCAGCCCCAGAUGAAGCUGCCAUCCUCCUCCUCACAGGCCAAAUCCUGUUUUUGUGUCAGGCUGUAAAAAUGUUUAUUUCUGCUGUAACGUUUACUGUAGAGUCUACGGGGACCGACUCACUGCUGGAACUGCAGCUUCUGCAGCUGUUUGCCCUGUGCUGUGGUGGUGCUAGUUACUGCUGCAGACUUUCUGUUUUGGUGGAAGGUUUUGGGAUUGCGUUCCAGCACCAGCACUGCACUGGUGAACAAAAGGCAUGCAAAGCUAUUCCAUUUCAGACCAGCAAUAUAAACGGAGCAGGCAUGAGCAGAAUAGGUCUACAGCAGCUAGGUUUUAAGGUUUAAUAUUAGAUCCUGUUUUAUUUCAUGUACGGCACAGGCCAGGUUAAAAAAGCCUGGCAGGCCUUUUCAGCAGAUCACCGCCUGUUUAAACUGGCUGUUUGACACAAGGAGGCUCGCUGCUCAUUUAAACCUGCCCUUCAAAGCUGUUUACAAGCCUCAGUGCUGAAAAAACAACAACAAAAACAGUGACUUCCUGUCCCAGAUCAGAAGCGGAUGCCCCUGAGAAAGUGUAACCCUCAGCAGCUGAAAGUUUCCCACUGAUGUUUAACUUCACACCAAUGUCUUAGUGUCUUUGUAGAAAACUUAAGGGCUCAACAAACUAUUAUAAACCUGCCGUGGGCAAAUGCACCACAAGCCGUGCCCAGUGUGCCUCCCGGAGAGAAGCCAGUGGAAACACAAAAGGGAAAAAUGUGAAACAUGUUUUUCUUAAAAGCCAAAGCUUUUAAGAAAAACAUGUUUCCAGAAAGCCACUAGAUGGCAGCUCAACACUGCCAGUCUGCAUGUUUACUGCUCGUCUAUUGUACAAAAGCAAGUUUCAUACUUUGAGAGUUUAAGAAUGAGACACACGUACCUGCAUGCUGCGUGUUGGAAUAACGCAAAGGCGGAAAUGUGAUGGUUUCUUUUCAGAACAAACACCAAAAGUUUGAGAUGCUGAAAAAGAACAAACCGUGCCCUCCUUUGUAAGCGAUGUACUUUGUGCUUUGAACCGGCGAAACGAGAAGAAGCCUCCCCGCUGCUCGUGCUUCAGCAAAUCAGAAUCUGCAGUUUUAGGUGUGGAAAUGUUGCUUACUGGAAACAAACUGAAAUAAAUCAAACUUCUGACACAA
Messenger RNA from Haplochromis burtoni (Burton's mouthbrooder), 3868 nucleotides. It is a transcript of the gene scn1ba, whose product is annotated as sodium channel, voltage-gated, type I, beta a. The coding region runs from base 1250 to 1921 and encodes 223 amino acids. Gene Ontology annotation, biological process: regulation of heart rate by cardiac conduction; sodium ion transport; cardiac muscle cell action potential involved in contraction. NCBI's taxonomy places the organism in Eukaryota, Metazoa, Chordata, Actinopteri, Cichliformes, Cichlidae. The record is from RefSeq and is a predicted model, not a curated record. Gene Ontology annotation, molecular function: sodium channel regulator activity. The transcript is spliced from 6 exons. Gene Ontology annotation, cellular component: voltage-gated sodium channel complex.